Messenger RNA from Trametes versicolor FP-101664 SS1, 1923 nucleotides. Its product is annotated as subtilisin-like protein. Gene Ontology annotation, biological process: proteolysis. Bases 1 to 1923 code for a protein of 640 amino acids. NCBI's taxonomy places the organism in Eukaryota, Fungi, Basidiomycota, Agaricomycetes, Polyporales, Polyporaceae. Gene Ontology annotation, molecular function: serine-type endopeptidase activity; tripeptidyl-peptidase activity. The record is from RefSeq and is a predicted model, not a curated record. The transcript is spliced from 16 exons.
AUGCGUUUUCUUUCUCUGACUUGGGCGCUCGCGCUCGCCACGCUAGUGCCCGCACUACCCUCCCCGCGCUCCAACCUUGUCGUGCACGAGAAGCGCGCGAUGGAGCCCGUUGACUGGGAGCUGUCGCGCAAGCUCGAGCCGGACGUGGUGCUGCCCAUGCGCUUCGGUCUGACACAGAACAACCUGCACAAGCUCGAGGAGAUGCUCAUGUCGGUCUCGCACCCGACCUCGCAGAGCUACGGCAAGCACUUCUCCCCCGAGGACGUCGUGGACACCUUCGCGCCGUCCGACGAGACGAUCGGCGCUGUGACCCGUUGGCUCACCGAGUCUGGCAUUGCUAAGGAACGCCUCCGUCUCAGCGCGAGCAAGGGCUGGAUCGAGGUCAACGCGACGACCGCCGAAGUUGAGGACCUCAUCGCCGCGGAAUACCAUGUGUUUUCGCACCCUUCUGGGGUCCAGCAGAUCGGCUGCAACUCCUACUCCGUGCCCGAGCACGUGCGGGAGCACAUCGACAUUAUUCAGCCCACCGUGCACUUCCUCCACAGGGUGCCUAGGUCUGACAUGAACCUGAGGAAGCGGUCGACUCCCAAGUUCGGGAAGAUCGAGGCUGCGAUUAUGAGCGGCCCGAAGACGAACGGCCAGCAGGUGACCAUCACCCCCGGCCUCGAGAACUGCGACAAGCAAAUCACCCUGGAUUGCCUGCGUGCGCUCUACUCUGUCGACUACACCCCCCAGUCCACGGACAAGAACACCUUCGGCAUCUUGGAGUUGACGCCCCAGGCCUUCCUGCAGAGUGACCUGGAUAUGUUCUUUGGGAACUUCUCUCCGAGUCAAGUUGGCACCUCGCCUCAGCUCAUCUCUAUCGAUGGAGGUAGUUUCGCACAGACCCAGAGGCAAGGUUUCAACUUCAACGGAGAGAGCGACCUCGACUUGCAGUACGCUUUUGGACUCACCAACCCCCAACCGAUCUUGCUCCUGCAGGCGGGCGACCUCAUUCAGGGUGCAUCUUUCAACAACUGGCUGGAUGCGGUUGACGGAUCCUUCUGUACCUUCGAAGGCGGCGACGAUCCCACCCAGGACGGUAUCUACCCGGAUCCUAUUCCUGGCGGUUUCAACCAGCCUGAGUCCUGCGGUAUCAUCGCACCUCCAUUUGUCGUUUCUGCGUCCUACGGUCAAGACGAGGGUUCAGUUACGCCUUUCUACGCCGCGCGCCAAUGCGCCGAGUAUGGUAAGCUCGGUCUACUAGGCACGACGGUGCUGUACAGCACCGGCGACAACGGCGUCGCUGGCAACGGAGGGAUCUGCCUCGGACCUGACGGCCAACCUUCCGAGACUGGAAAACAAUUCAGCCCGGACUUCCCGGUGACCUGCCCCUUCAUCACCGCUGUUGGCGCUACGCAGAUCAACCCCGGCUCCACCGUCAACGACCCGGAAGGCGCAUGCGAGCAGGUCAUCUUUAGCGGCGGUGGAUUCAGCAACUUCUUCGACCUUCCGGACUACCAAGCCGCCCAGGUCUCGAGCUUCUUGACCAACCACCCCCCGCCCUUCACGAGUGCUCAGUUCAACAACAGCGGAACUUCUCGUGCGUUUCCGGAUAUCUCCGCUAACGGUGCCAACUACGUCGUGGCCGUUGCCGGAGAGUUCGAUCUUGUCUUCGGGACAUCCUGCUCUGCGCCUGUUGUUGGCUCACUGAUUACUCUCAUCAACGAUGCCCGCAUAACUGCUGGCAAGGGCCCAGUGGGAUUCAUAAACCCGGCACUUUACUCGGACGCGUUCGCCGACUCCUUCCACGACAUUACCACCGGAGGUAACCAGGGUUGCGGCACACCUGGGUUCACCGCGACUGAGGGAUGGGACCCGGUCACCGGACUCGGUACACCAAACUUUACCACUCUCCUGUCACACUUCCUCGACCUGCCUUGA